Molecule: messenger RNA, 1434 nt
Organism: Cydia strobilella
Lineage: Eukaryota; Metazoa; Arthropoda; Insecta; Lepidoptera; Tortricidae
Product: craniofacial development protein 2-like
Exons: 1
Coding region: 1-1434 (477 amino acids)
Biological process (GO): chromatin remodeling
Cellular component (GO): nucleus
Molecular function (GO): catalytic activity
Source: RefSeq, a predicted model, not a curated record
AUGAGGCCAAACCACAAUAAAAUAAAGAGAACUAAUGCUAGGGCGUCCCCCUCAAGCGACGGGUACUAUGGAUAUGCUGCAAAUGCUAGGGCGUCCCCCAGAAGCGACGAAAACCCGGAUCACCGACUCGCUGUACCACUGUUCGAAUUACGCAUAGCUACUUGGAACAUUGGUACAAUGACAGGACGCAGUGCCGAACUAAGUGCAAUUUUAGAACGACGUCGCAUAAACCUAUGCUGUGUGCAGGAAACAAAGUGGAAGGGCGCCAAAUCACGGCAAAUCGGAAAAGGUUUCAAACUCAUUUACAACGGUAUAGAAAACACCAAGAAUGGUGUUGGAAUAGUAUUAGACAAAUACCUUAGUGAGAACGUUGUAGAAAUCAAUAGAAUUAGUGACCGCAUCAUGUCCGUGAAGAUCGCAUUAGAAAAACAACCAUGCCUUAACGUCCUUUCCGUCUAUGCACCACAAGUUAACUGCCAAGAAGCCGAAAAACAGCAAUUCUGGGAAGACCUCCAUGAUCUGUUAAAAACACUGCCGGCAACAGAGCAAAAAGUGGUAUGUGGUGAUUUGAAUGGCCAUGUGGGAAAAGACAGGGACGGUUUCGAAGGUUAUCAUGGUGGCUUUGGUUUCGGCCGACAAAACAGUGAAGGCGCUACUAUUAUGGAAUUUGCUGCCUCCCAAAAUCUUGCAGUUGUUAAUACCUUCUUUCAAAAGAAGGAAGAACAUUUGAUCACAUAUAAGAGUGGAAGGGCAAAGACGCAGAUAGACUAUAUUUUGAUUGAUAAACAAAACCUAAAACAAAUCAAAGACUGCAAGAUAAUUCCGGGGGAACCCCUCACUUCCCAACACAGGCUACUAUUAGCGGCUCUAAAACUUAGAAAACCUGUUAAAAUUAUAAGACCUAAAGUGGAAAAUAUAAAGUGGCAUGAGCUUAAAACGGAAAAGGGGAACUCUCUACGGAAAAAGAUAGCGAAUUUUAUGUGCGAACACCCCCCAAGAGAUAACACUCCUACAGAAAUCUGGAAGAAAUUUGAAAAUCACUGUGUCAAUGCAGCAAAGCUAGAGCUAGGAACUAGUAAAGGAGCCCUACACAAUACGAAAGAUACUAAAUGGUGGAACACUCAGGCCAAAGACAGUGUUUCUGAAAAGAAACGUCUAUUUAAAAUUUGGCAGAAAUCUGGUUCGCCGGAAGAUAAAGAGCUGUAUCAAUCUGCAAAGAAAACUGCCAGAAGAACGGUAGCAACUGAAAAGGAAAGAGCUAACAUCGAUCUAUACCAACGCCUGGAACUAGCAACUGACACUGACGUAUACAAAAUAGCUAAACAUAGAUAUAACGAUUGCAAAGACUUCAGAAUUACAAAAUACAUUAAAAACGAAGAAGGGCUGCUACUUACAGACAACGCGGACAUAUGUAAAAGGUGGCAUAGGCUUUAA